AAAAAGUGAAGUUAUCUGAAAUCCCUCAAAAGCAACCACUCAUCUCUGAAUCCUUAAAUCCAUCUUUAUACAGAUGGAGCUUAUUAAUAGCAGUAAGUAUCUCUAAAAUAACAUGCCUGAACAUUACUAUGUCCAAAUGUCAGAGUUUACAGAAAUCACCCCUAGACAUUCAGGAUAGUAAUGGACACCAACGCAUGAUAUGCCCUUCAAAAGCUUUGAAAAUCAAUGCUUCCAAAGCACUCUCUCCAAUAGUCUGAAAUAGUGGAGGCAGCAGUAUAUCCAUUAGUAAAUAGUUCUUCUAUAAAAGUAUCAUUUGUUCUUGUCUUGUGUUUAGGUAUAAUAAACAGCUGCCACUUUUAAAAGCUUUAAAAACACAAGCAACAAAAUCAGCAAACCUGCUAUGGGAGAUCUGCAGAAAGUUCUUGACAAAGGAGAAUAUAUUCCCUUGAAAUCUGCUCCUGUGUUUGAAAGUAAAUUUAUUCAGGUAAAUAGGAAAGGUGGAUCAAUUUACCUUCAUAAUCGUCCCAACUAUGUGACUGUGGGCAUAUGUGCCUCUAGCACAAAACUGUCAAUGCCAAAUGUAAUGCUGCUUGCCAAUUCAUCUCCCUAUUCCUCCAAAGAAGACCUUUCAGCCUACCCACCAUCUACCCAGCCCUCACACUCCAAAGAAGAACUGGUACUCACCAGGUUCUUGCCUUUGCAGUUUGUAGAUCUCUCCGUUCACUCUGCUAAUAAGAGACGGCUGAAGCUGAAGUUGGUGAAUGGUCGCUCCUACUACCUAGAACUCUGCGCUUCACCACAGAGGCAGAGUGAGAUAUUCUCUCAGUGGGUGCGGCUCAUCAAUCUGCUGAAAUCUAAAUCUGAAGGGCCUUCAAUUAAUACUCUUUAUAAGGAUUUUGAAACCCAGGAGGACAAUAAAGCCAUCGGGAAUAAAACAGGAAUACAAGAAAAAAACACAGUAGAACCUCUUACAAAUCAACCAGUCAGUCAAGAGUCAACAGAACUCAGUAAGAAAGCAUCUUCCAAGCGUGUCACCUAUUCAGAUGUUGUGGGUUCUAUUGCAGAAUUUCAGAACAAGAGCCAAACAAUAGUUUCUUCCGACAGCUACAUGAAACAGCCCCAUGCAGACUCAAUGAAACAAAACAAAUUUAGUCAAGAAUUAAUCGGGACAGCUAUCAGAAAGAAAAAAUCUAGGGAAAGGGCACCUUUUACCAGAAGUGAAAAACGACUGCAAUCUUCAGGAAUCCUAAAAAAUAUCAGUCACCCUAAACUACUUUUUAACAAAUAAUAUUGAAAAAAUGUGCUGUCAUAUGAAAAGAAACUAAGCUGAAGAUGCAAAGUGAAAGAAGAAAACAAAGUGAUCAGAUGGGAAAAUGGAAAGUCAGAAACUGUAUGAGUGUUCUCUUCAAGAAU
Messenger RNA from Notechis scutatus (mainland tiger snake), 1413 nucleotides. RefSeq names its product golgi associated RAB2 interactor family member 2 (gene GARIN2). Gene Ontology annotation, cellular component: nucleus. Lineage: Eukaryota; Metazoa; Chordata; Lepidosauria; Squamata; Elapidae. The record is from RefSeq and is a predicted model, not a curated record.